AUGCGGAGACGAAGGCCGCAGCUGCUGCUGGCGGCGCUAGCGGCACUGCUGGUCGACAGGAUACAGGCUCAGAGCGCGUCGGCGUCGACCUCAGAGUCCGUAACGGCGGAUACGACCGCGGCGGACGACUGCUCUGCUUGCUGCGUGGCUUCCACAUCCUCAGCGUCGGCGGCGAGCGCGAUUUUGGCAGGUGGUGACCCGGACUUAUCACUUGUCUGUUGUAGUGAGCAGCAACCCCGAGACCUCUUCGGGACCGCCCACGGGGAAUGCAGCGGUCUGCCGUGCUGCGAGUAUAGCGGGCGUAAGGCUCAGAAUCACCAGGCCUGGUACCCGUGCGUGGCCUUCCCCACGUGUCAGAACGACAACACCAAACAGCCUUUUUGCAACGGACAGGACCUCUGGUACUUCAUGGAGGGCUACGACUGGACAUGUACAGACGAAUGCUGCAACGGACUCGUGCUAGACUCGAACGUAUGGCGUGGCGUGGAGAAUUAUUACCCUGGUCAGACUAAUGGCACAUUCGGAGUCACCGUCACACCCACGGACUUUUUGGAUGUAUUUUACCCCGACGGCAUGGGCGGAGAGACCUAUACUGUACACCAGAUCAUGCUUGCCAGUCCUCCUGGAUACAACUUUACGGAGGAUUGCUCGUGUUACUUGGAGCGGGUGGCGAACUCGACUCCUAACGCCCAACGUGAAAGCACGACGUGUGAAGUGUCCACUUUUUUGGGAGACAACAGGACGUACUUGACAGUGGACAUUACAGAAAACUACCAGGCGAACGAUACAUUUGUGUUCCUUUUCGACGGCGUGGUGACGCCGUCAGGUUUGAACGACACCGCCAGCCUCACGUCCAACGUGACGUACACGACCACGUCGAAUCUCACGCCCGUGUACUUCAUCUUUAACGACUCGGAGAACACCGUUUUCGACACGUACGUACGCGUUACAGACCUGACGAGCGCGACGCUGUCAAGCGGAUCGUUCCUCCCAGAGAACAUUUAUCCAGGCAACUCUGGCAACGCCACACUCACUUUCUACACGGAUGCCAACAUCCCGGAGAGUAGCUCGAUCAAAUUGACAUUUGGCGAUAAGUGGGGAUUCACUGGUAACGCUGUGUGGUCGUGGGAAACGUUCCCACUGGAUGUUCCGAGCGAGGAGGAGUUCUACGCGCUGGCGGCUGCUACCACGACGCAGACGGAGGUUGUCAGUCCAAGCAACUUCACACAAGUGUCUUACUCGUCUUCGGAUAAUACGUGGACGCUUAUCGUGGAACAACCGAUCUCGAUUGGCUGGGUGAGUCUUGGCGUGGACACAGUGAAGAAUCCUUCCGUUGCGUUUUCAGGUCUGGGCGCCACUGCCAUCGAGAUCCGUGACCCGGAGGAUCUCCUGAUUAUCGGCGGCUCCUUCUCGGCAAUCUCAGUGUAUCUGACUAUAGGCGCGACUGCGAGUCCGUACAACUACGUGACGAUGGUCGUUCUGGUGGGCUCGCUAGCAUUCUGCAGUGUGGCGAUUCGGAAAAACGGUCUCUCGUUCUCGCUGGGCUCCAUUUGGACCGAUAUCACAGCCAUCUGCACUGUGUUGGCCUUGGCCACGUCUAUUGUGAACAACUUCAUCUGGUUCCUCACUCGUGGCAGCACCUACUUCUACAUUAUGCACGCGUAUCUGUGCUUCACGUUCACGAUGCUCACAGCUGUGUGCUUCCACUGGGGAACGGUGCUGAGCUUGCGUCUUCGUAAGCUGCCCAAGCGUACAGCGAUAGUGGGGUUUGUGGCGCUCAACAUGCUCUUUUACGCCUUUCAGAUCGGCUACCUGCUCAACUACCAGACUCUCAUCUCCCGUGUGUAUGACUCGGAGAAUGAUGUCACCACGCUCGCGUACCAACAGUGUAAUGAGGACGCGGACACAUCUGCCACUGUCUUCUCGGAAAUCCAGGGCUAUCUGUGGGCAUGUUACGCCGAAGAUGACGACAAUUUCUUCCUGGUCUCGACGUCUGUCACGUACGGUAUUUUCCUCGUGCUGACGUUCGUUGUCAUGGCUCUAGGUGUGAUGGUCAUGCGACGAGGCAAGCUGCUGCUGGGCAACGCCUCGGGUCCUCACCAGGUUGUGUUAGUGAAGGCUUUACGUCUCUACUACGCUCUCAUCGGCAUCGUGACGCUGGUAUAUCUGCUCUCGUGGGUUGUGCAGAUCAUUUCACGCACUACUCGUGGCAUUGCGUACCCGUGGUUCUACAUCUUCACAGUGUGGCUGCCGUGCUCCAUUCCUCCGUGCUGUCUGAUCUUCUUGCAGUGGAAUGCUACGGCCCAAUCUCUGCGUGAUGCCAACCGUGAACUGUCCAGCGACUGCAGUCCUCUAUCGGAGUCGGGCUACGGCGAGAUCCGGACGCCCAGCUUUACGUUCAGUACGACAGAUCGAUGGACAGAGGGCUCUUUAGAGAGGAUUGAAGAGAUCAUGGCCGAGGGUGAAGCAUCGGCCGACGCAGUGUCCAGUCGACGCUCGCUGAUGAACUCGACUAUCUCUCCUACUGACGAUUACGUUGGCCUCUCUAUGGCGCUGGAGAUGAACGAAGAUUUCACUCACGGCUGCUUUAUUGCCAUCCAGCGACUGGAAAUAGAGGACGGAAGAGAAAGCACACCCACAGCGUGGCGGCAGAUCAGCAACACGGACACAGUGAUGGCGAGUGCCAAGGACGUGGCUCUAGUUGUGCUGCCCCACCAGCAGCGGUACCUCUACACGUUCUUAUCAGUGCCUCGCAUCCCUGUCGGGAGAUCGGCUGAGAAGAUGCGCUUGGUGGUGUACUCGCUCAACUCGGCUCCUGCAUCCAUCAACCACGAGGAUCACUCGGAGAUGACUGCAGCUGAAGUGCUGGCUGCUAUGGAGCGCACGCAGAGCAGUCGCGACUAUGACGACGACGAUGGAAACGACAGUCAGCACACGCUGGACUCAUCAGUGGUGGAAAUGGAGGCAUAUGGAAGGUUCCAGAGCUCGCAGGUUAUCGACGAACUGUUCGAGAUGGAAUCGCCUGGGUCCACGGAAGAUGACCCCGUGUCCGGAGUAACCCGAUCCGAAUCGAACUCGGGAUCGUCCACGGUGCCUCACAGUCUCAGCGUCGUGGCAGAAUUCACCGUGUCUACGGGUACUCUGGUGACAGCAGGUGCACGAGCGGAGCAGACUGUGCUGACGGCCACCGAGGAUUCGUACAAGCACUUCGGCCCCAGCGCUGCCCCACCGAAGCUGCUGGUGAACACGGUGAUCCCCAAGGCUGCAGGUGCCAAGUACGGCUUCAACGGAGUCGAGGGUGGUCUCCACGCUGCCGCCCCAGCGAUUAGCAAGCAGUAUCAUAUCCGUGAACAGGGCCUGCUGGUUGUAGAAGACCUCACGGAAAGCCGCUUCAGCAAUUGGAUUCCGCGUCAGAUUCUGGAGAUUAUUAUCCGAUACCGCACCAAGGAACUUCUUAUCGCCGAGAGCGACCUCGCGCGACUGGAGGCGUAUGACCGCCAGCGACAAAAAGGAUCCGACCGCGGCAUCUACGAGAAUUUGAUCCAGCAAAUCCAGGAUGACGGAGACUUGAACCGGUGUCGAGAGUGGAUGCUGCAGCGUUGUCAGGAGCGUAAGGAGUACGUUGAGUUGCUUCGACAACUGCGACGCGUGUACGUGCUUCGUGACCAGCGUAAAAUGUACUUCAAGGCCAGCACGGAGAAGAAAAACGCGCAGCUGCGAUUCCUGCCGAUCAACUUGCAUCUCCAAGAGAUGUGGGUCGGCAAUGCUGACGCCGUGGCUCAAACGAGCAUGGGUAGCAGCGGUACCUCGGAUAUUAGCGCUAGUGCAGCAGUAUACGACAUUGUGACUGUGGGCGCCAUGGCUGCUCACAUCUACAAGUUCAAAAGCGGCGGUAUCUUCGGGAUGGAGGAGCAGCAUGCGAAGCUCAAGCCGCGCGCUCGAGAGCCGCAGGGAUCGACUGCUGCACACCACCAAGUGCCGCUGUGGACGGAGGACGAGCAGAAGGCUGAUGAUGUCGAGUGGGUGCUUGGCAAGCGCAUGGACGUCUGCUUCCCGCAAGCUGUAGCCGCGCUGGUGACGGCGUUCACGCGUAAAGUGGACUUGGCGCUGCAGCACGCUAGCCCUGAACAGGGUCAGGCAAUGUUGGAGCAGCUCAGCAAGUUGGGCUUCCUGUUUGACGUGGAGAGCCUGGUGUCAACGCAUGGUAACGAGGCUGGUAUGCUGGAGGAUAUGGCUGGGGCCGUCAACGAGUUGCGCAACGUCCGCUUCGUAUUGGUAGACGAGCAAGAGGAGAUCGGCGGCGUGGACGAGGAGUCCAGUGGGAACAAGUCGCCUCGAUCUGUGUCGUACCGUCUCGAGGAGGAAUCCAAGCAUAGUCCGUCGUCGUCUGAUCCCUCUGAGACCAGCGGUAGUCAUCGCGAUGCUGCAAACAGCGAUGGAGACGAGAAGCGUCGGGAGAUGCAAGUGAAGCAGCGGCAGUCGAUGCAUCUGGAAUCGCUGGAGUCUGCGACAUCUUCGAACUCGACCAAUUCCACCAACUCCACAGGCAUCGGCGGCGUGAUCGACGUGGAUGUGUUCACCAGUAUUGACGAUGCACUUUCAGAGACAAGCUCAGCUAACGCUGGAGACUCUGAGAGAUCAGACGGAACUCCCGGAGUUGGACAGAGGCUGCUGAGUACGUUUAUCAAGGCUCGUAACCAUCGGCUACUCGGCGGACCGGGCAGCAACUGGGAGAACGUGCAGUCGUUGGCGCCAGCAUCUGUAAACAAGCUGUUCCCGUUCACCCACUUGGUCGUUCGGGUGAAAUUGCGCUCUGGGAAGGUGAAGCUGACGAAAGCGCUUCGUCAAGGCGGACCCAUCAAGGUGUGUCCCGUGCUGUUCACGCAGGGUAUUAACGAGAAGCAGACACUGGCCAACAACACUGGGUCCUCCGUAACACGACUACAGGACGUGAUCAACGCCAACAGCCUCAAGACGCUUCGAAGCUAUUGCGAUCGCUAUUGUAACUACACGUCCAUGAGGCAAAUGAAGGCGAUGCAGAAGCAGGAGAGGCAGCGAGAUGGCUCGACAGACUCGAACCGCUCACGACCGCCACCAGCGCCGAGUGCCGUGGUUACUCCGUCCGGACCGUCACGUGAGGAGGUCUAUCGCAUCCUCAGCGAACUGGAUAAGCUCAUAGGCACGGCUGGAAGACAGGCACGAAAGAAGCGCCCAGAGAUCCUUCAGCUCAGCUCUGAUCUGUGUCGCCGCAUCUCUGCUGGACGUGUGACGGUAUGCAAGUCUGCUAAGGACCGUACGGGAAUGUCGGUGACGCUGGAGCAGGGUCGCAUUCUCGUGCAACACCACGGGCUCCGCGAGCAGAAGAAGGCAGGGAUUGUGUCUGUCAUGCGCUCCGAAGGCGUCCGGAUUGAGAACGCCCUCAAGAACACGGGGCGACGUGUGUUCGCCUUCAACGCGUUGCAGCGGUCGCUGCUCCCCGAGGAGUAUCGUUGUCCACCGCAGACAAGUGGACGCAAUGUUUCGUAG
Molecule: messenger RNA, 5526 nt
Organism: Phytophthora infestans T30-4
Lineage: Eukaryota; Oomycota; Peronosporomycetes; Peronosporales; Peronosporaceae
Product: type I inositol-3,4-bisphosphate 4-phosphatase, putative
Exons: 2
Coding region: 1-5526 (1841 amino acids)
Cellular component (GO): cytoplasm
Molecular function (GO): phosphatidylinositol-3,4-bisphosphate 4-phosphatase activity
Source: RefSeq, a predicted model, not a curated record